Guyanagaster necrorhizus is the source of this 531-nucleotide messenger RNA. RefSeq lists its product as uncharacterized. Bases 1 to 327 code for a protein of 108 amino acids. Lineage: Eukaryota; Fungi; Basidiomycota; Agaricomycetes; Agaricales; Physalacriaceae. The transcript is spliced from 2 exons. The record is from RefSeq and is a predicted model, not a curated record.
AUGGCUGGUUUUGCCACCUUUUUGCAACAAUGGGGCCUUCUCUUGAACCUAGAGAACUGGGAUGCUUCCCCUUCCAUAGUAUUUCUGAUGGCCCUUGCGACAUUUCUCAUGUUUUCGACCCUGCGCAUGGUCUAUGUAGACCGCCUCCAUAAAAAUUCAGCAAGAGCUAUUGGUGCCCGUAUCAUGAAGCGAGUUAAAGGCAAAUGGCCUGGAAAUGCCGAUAUCUUUGCAGCAAUGGUCGGUCCCUGGGCAAACGGCUACCCUAGUGAUGGUCUAGGAGAAAUGACAGACAUGCAUGGACCUGACUUUAACCCUGACUGGAGAUAAUCCAUUAAUUUCAUCGAAGGUUUGAACCAGCUUGUCUACCCACAGACAGUAUAUAACACCCGGGAAUGUGUACGGAGAGUCAAAGAAUAAAAGUUGGUCCAAGAGAAUGAACGCAGAUGCUCUCUGGCUGGGAGUCGAACCCAGCUUUCACGCGAACGUCUUCUGUGCUAAACACAAUGACAGGCGCGUGUACUAACCGAUAUA